Messenger RNA from Loxodonta africana (African savanna elephant), 2053 nucleotides. RefSeq names its product olfactory receptor 7G2-like. Gene Ontology annotation, biological process: G protein-coupled receptor signaling pathway. The record is from RefSeq and is a predicted model, not a curated record. Gene Ontology annotation, molecular function: olfactory receptor activity; G protein-coupled receptor activity. Gene Ontology annotation, cellular component: plasma membrane. The transcript has a single exon. The coding region runs from base 1100 to 2053 and encodes 317 amino acids. Lineage: Eukaryota; Metazoa; Chordata; Mammalia; Proboscidea; Elephantidae.
CUCAUUGUGGUUUUGAUUUGCAUCUCCCUAAUGGAUGACUUUGAGCUUCCUUUCAUGUGGUUGUUUGCCAUUUGAAUGUCCUCUUUGAUGAAAUAGGCUUCAAAAAGAAUGAUAUGCCACCUAUCAUGUCCAGGGAAGAAUUUUUUAACACUUCUUAUAAUUGGGAGAACAGAGAAUCUCAUCUACUUAGUUGCCUAGCUUUUCUUGGAUUCAGUCACUAAUGCAGAUGACGUAUGUUUCCAUGAGGAAGUCUUUUGAGGUUCAGGUUUAUAGAUAACAUUUUCUAAUCUUCACCUCAGAUCCAAAGUGUGGACCUGGUUGGAUGCCUUCCCAUCUGCUACAUACUAACUUUGUAGGCAGAGGUGGAAAUACCCUGAAGGCUUUAUUCCAAGGAGAUACUAAAAUUUUUUAAGGGAAAUUAUGAAAUCUGAGUGACUGGGGUAUUAAUUGUGUACUGGAGACAUUAACAGAGAGACGUCAAGAGAGUCAACUCGGCAGUUUGGUAAUGUGAACUCAGACACAAUCACUGCUACUCACUCACUUUGCACAUUGUGUCUAUGACAUAACACCACCUUUCCCAAGUGUACGCCCAGGUUGAUAGGGGUGACAGUAUGAAUUAAUUCAUCAUUGACAAGCUUUUCAGGGGAUUCUAAAGGAUUCCAAAGUUUGACAACCAUUGUUCUGCAAAUGGAUUUCAUUGUUUUAAUCCAUUUGAAGGCAUGGAAUAAUUCUUUACUUCAUCUUCAUAACUUGGUACAACGUGUUGAAAUAGAGUGGGUGCUCAAAUAAAAUUUAAACCUUCAGAAGGAUUGGAGGGAGAAGAACAAAGAGGAGUGAGUGGAAAGAUUUGAAUAUUUCCUUAGGUUCAUAAUGUAGACAAAAACAUUUCUUUCUGAAGUAGUGGUUUUCAAACUUCAGCAUACAUCAAAAUCACUUGGAAGUCUUGUUAAAACAUAAACUGCUAGUCCUCAUCCCAGAGUUUAUCAUCAGUAAGUCUGGAGUGGGUCCCAAGAACUUACAUUUCUAACAGGAUUUCAGGUAAUGAUCCUGUGAGUGUUGAGGAACCACACUUUUGAUUAUCUGUCACUGCAUCUUUUCCAUGAGAUUCACCAACAAUAUGGAACCCAGAAAUCAAAGAGUUGUUUCAGAACUCCUUCUUCUGGAACUUAAAGAGGAUCCAGAAUUGCAGCCCCUCCUCUUUAGCCUAUUUCUGUCCAUAUACCUGCUUGCCCUCCUGGGAAACCUACUCAUCAUCCUGGCUGUCAGCUCUGACUCUCACCUCUACACCCCCAUGUACUUCUUUCUCUCCAGUCUCUCGUUCACUGAUAUCUGUUUCAGCACAACCGCGAUCCCGAACAUGCUAGUGAACAUCCAAGCACAGAAUCACAGCAUCAUUUACAUAGGGUGCCUUACCCAGGUCUGCUUUGUCCUGGUUUUUACUGGUUUGGAGAAUUUUCUCCUUGCAGCAAUGGGCUAUGACCACUAUGUGGCCAUCUGCCACCCACUGAGGUACACCAUCAUCAUGAACACCUGCCUCUGUGGCUUGCUCUCCCUACUCUCCUUAUUAAUCAGCAUUGUGAAUGUCCUACUUCACAGCCUGAUGGUGUUGCAUCUGUCCUUCUGCACAGACCUGGAAAUCCCUCAUUUCUUCUGUGAACUUGCUCAGAUUCUCAACCUCGCCUGUUCUGAUAGCACCAUCAAUUACAUCCUAGUGUAUUUGGUGGCUACUGUAUGGGGUGGUGUUCCUCUCUCUGGAAUCAUUUUCUCUUACACUCAGAUUGUCUCCUCUACUUUGAGAAUGCCAUCAGUGGGUGCAAAGUAUAAAACUUUUUCCACUCGUGGGUCUCCCCUCUCAGUUGUCUCCUUAUUCUUUCAGACAGGCUUUGGUGUGUACAUCAGUUCUGCAUUUACACACUCUUCCAGCAAGACAGCAGUAGCCUCAGUGAUGUACAGUGUGGUCCCUCAAAUGAUGAACCCUUUUAUCUGCAGCCUGAGGAACAGGGACAUGACAGGGGCCUUGAGGAAAAUCAUCAGUAGGAUACCAUCAUUUUAG